Gregarina niphandrodes is the source of this 996-nucleotide messenger RNA. RefSeq lists its product as hypothetical. The record is from RefSeq and is a predicted model, not a curated record. The coding region runs from base 1 to 996 and encodes 331 amino acids. NCBI's taxonomy places the organism in Eukaryota, Apicomplexa, Conoidasida, Eugregarinorida, Gregarinidae. The transcript has 3 exons.
AUGGAGCCGGGACGUGCUGUAGCCGAGACGGAUUAUACUUCAGAAACGGUCAGGUCCCCGGAAGAAGCCGGAGACUGGUUACUGACCAUGUCAAAAUUCCGGCACGUGUGCAAUAUCGGGAGCAGGCCAUUCCGAUUCUACAUGCGACAAAACCUCAGCAUCUUCAUAUCUCAUAUCAUCAACGUCAAACUCAAUAACCUCUACUGCGUUGAAAUCGCAGUCGACGACAAACUCGCCCACCGCUCAGGCUGGUAUGACUCUACCAUGUUCCGAUGCACAUUCGAAUUCGACAAGUUCCACCCUCUACGCAGUUUCGUCAGAAUCACUCUCUGGCAAAAACACAAAUUCGUAAAACAGCCACAUCAUGCUUCAACCACCGGUUGCAUCAACCCCACUUUGAGGAGGGAGGACACAAUAGAAGGGGAGUGUCUGCUCACACUCGGAGAAUUGGACUGUUUGGAUCCAUCGCUUCUGCCUGCCCAAUUUCCAAUGGAAGUUAGAUACAAGAAGGUUACGAGUCGUAACAUGCUGCGAGAUAAAGUCAACGGGCCGAGGGUAUUCUGCGACAUGAUGCUUACAAUUCCUCGGGUGAGCGCAAUGGCAAGUGAGAAGGGGACGCAGACGAACCUGGGUGAAGGUUGGUCGCCGCAAAAGAUGGAGCCGUACCCCUCCUUGUUGCUGGGAGACUUGCCGGUCUCGACGGGCAGUUUAUCCUCUGUGGAAAGUGGGGAUGCGGCGAAAGGGUCGCAGAAGCCGGGUGGCUUCAACAACCGGGUACCUCAAAAACAGAGUCUGUCUGCCGCCGGUCCGCAGCUCGAGAGUCUCGGUUCUGCGCCAGGUGAGCCGGUCAAAAACGAUGUGGUCAAAAACCACGUGGUCAAAAGCGAGGUUCAGCCAACACGGACGGGCUCCAAGGAGCGAGCGAGGCCACCGAAGAACCGGCAGUGGCCUCCAUGGCCCGAUGAGUCAGACAGCGAUUUUAGCGGAGAUAGCUAA